AUGGCCGACGCGACGCAGGCCCUCGUCGGCGUCUACGGGUGGUGGUGGUGCCCCGAGGUCCCAUCUCCCGGCCCGACGCACUGCGCCCGGACCGCCGCCGGGCUCGACUUCGGCGGCCUCGAUGACGUCGUCUUCUCCAUCGUGCCCUGCUCCGUCGCCAUCCUCUGGGCCCUGCACCGGUGCGCGCGGCUAUGGAAGCAGCCGGCGGCGGCGGCGGUGGCCCAGGGGUUCAUCCUCCCCGGGCUCUUCCUCAUCGGCUGCGCCGUCCUGUCCGUUCUGCUGUGCCUCACCCUGCCUGUUUCACUCUCCGUCGCGCCGGCCUCCGCCGUCCUCGCCUCCGGGCUUCUCCUGGCCUUCCGACAACUUGACCGGCCCGCGUCCUCGCCGCAGGGCUCGCAUCUCUUGACGUGUAAAAUGAUCCUCUGGCACGCCCUCGUGGCUUACCAAUUCGCCGGCCUGAUCUCCUUCAUCGGGAUCGCCGUCGUUGUCGGCGACCGCUACCCCGACAUGAGCGUCAACAUCGCCUCGUGGGCCCUCUCCUUCGGCGCCAGCCUCGUGCUCCUGCUCGUCUCGGCCCUGGAGCACGGCCGGUCGCUCGCCCCGUCCGCCCUGCUGCAGACGUUCCUCCUCGUCACCGUCGUCCUGGACGCGGCCCGCAUCGCCGGCGCCUGGUUCGACGGCGGCCACAUCUUCGACGAGGGGCGGCUGUUAACCAUCCGGCUCCUCAUCGAGGUCGCCCUGCUGUUCGCCGAGUCGAGCGCCAAGGCCGCCGUCAUCGCCGUCCCCGCCCGCAGGCAGGCCUCCCGGGAGGAGGUGGCGGGCAUCUUCGGCAAGUGCCUCGCGCUGUGGGUGAACCCGCUGCUGGCGUCGGGAUGGCGCAAGGACCUCACGCUCGACGAUUUCGAGCCGCUCGACGAGCCCCUAUCCGGCGACAAGGUGCUGGGGAGGCUUUCCUCGGCCUGGCAGAAAGUGAACCAGGACCGGGACCACGCUCUCGGCAUAGCCGUCCUGCGAACUUUCUGGGCCGAGAUCCUAGUCAUCCACAUUCCCCGCCUCAUCAUGGUCGGCCUCGGCCUCGCGCAGCCGUUGCUGGUGCAGACGACGCUCACGUACAUCCAGAACCACGAAAAUAAACCCGCCAGCUACGGCCGUUGGCUCAUCGCCGCUUUCUUCCUGAACUACGUCGGACUAGCCAUAUCCACGCAGCAGUACGAGCAGCGCGUCAACCGACUCAUCACCCGAGUGCGGGGCGCCCUCAUCGCCAUCAUCUACCAGAACAUGCUCUCCCUCCGCGCCGAGACGGGCAACGCACAGGCUGCCGUCUCCCUGAUGAGCACCGAGGUGGACCGCAUCACCGUGGCUGGCCAGUGGACGCUGUCCAUCGUCCCAGCCCUGCUCCAUCUGGGGUUCGCGUUCUGGAUCCUCGGCGGCCAGCUCGGCGGCGCCAGCGUCGCGCCCGUGGUCGUCGCAGCCUCGUGUGUGUUCGUCGGACUGAAAGUCGGCCAACGGAUACCCCCGCUCCAGCGCAAAUGGAUGCAGGCGAUCCAGAAACGCGUCGGCAUCACCACCGAGAUCAUCGGCUCGAUGAAGGGCGUCAAGAUGAGCGGCCUGUCUGCCACCGCCCAGGACCAGAUCCAGGGCCUCCGCGAUUUCGAGCUCGACGAGUCCAAGAAUUUCAGAAGGAUGCAGAUUCUCAAUGUGACGGUCGGACAAUUCCCAUCCAUCAUGACGCCUCCCAUCACCUUCGCGGCCUUCGCCAUCGUCCAGAAGCUGUCCGACGGGGAGCCCCUCAACGUGGUCCAGGCCUUCACCUCCCUCAGCCUGCUCGGCAUGCUAAUCAACCCCGUCGGCGAGCUCGUCACGUUGCCAAACAACCUGGGGUCCGUCAUCGGGUGCCUGGACCGCAUCCAGGAGUUCUUGGUCAAAGAGAAGCGGGACGACUACCGCCGGUUCACACCGCAGACGCCCCGAGACCCGCCGCACGGGGUCGGCGCGUCGGAACCACCCCCGGCAGACCCCCAGCCGCUGAUCAAAGUCUCGGGGGGGUCUUUCGGCUGGGACAGCGCCGCGCCGGUCCUGCAAGCCGUGGACCUCGAGAUCCCCGCCUCGACCCUCACGAUGCUCGUCGGCCCCGUCGGGUCCGGCAAGUCCACCCUGCUCAAGUCCAUCGUCGGGGAGACCUACCGCAUCGCCGGGUCCGUCGAGUACUUCACCACCGCCAGCGGCGCGGACGCGGACACGGUCGUGGCCUACUGCGACCAGGAGGCCUGGAUCCUCAACCAGAGCAUCAAGGACAACAUCUUUGGCGGUAGCGAAUACGACCCCGUCCUCUACAGCCGCGUCAUCCAGGCAUGCCAGCUGGAUGAGGACCUCAGCCUGCUGCCCCGGGGCGACGAGACGCUCGUCGGGAGCUCGGGCGCCGCCCUCAGCGGCGGACAGAAGCAACGUAUCGCACUCGCCAGAGCGGUCUACAGCGGGAAGCAAGUCAUCAUCAUGGACGACAACCUGAAGGGUCUCGACUCGAACACCGCCUCCAGGUGCUUCGACGCGCUGUUCGGCGCCGGCGGCCUCCUGCGAGAACGGAACCAAGCCGUCCUGUUCGCGACGCAUAACGCGCAAUGGCUCCCUUCCGCCAACACCAUCAUCGCCCUCGGCAGCGACGGCAGGGUCUCGGAAAGGGGCUCGUACGAAGAGCUGAGAAAGAGCGGGGGAUACGUCGGCACGCUCCAGGUCUCGCAGCAGGGAGGGCGGCAGGCCAAGGAGAACGGCGCCGGCGAGCUGGACGACAAACCCGUCUCCUCCUCGGCCGCGGCUGCAGCCGCCGCGCCAGACGCCUCCAAGACGCCCAACGCCCCGGGAGCCGCCAACACGAGCGCCCUUGCGUACUACAUCAAGUCUAUGGGGGUGUCCUCGUUCGCCCUGUUCUUCGUCAUGGUGCUUCUUCAGACGUCUUGCCGGACCAUGCAGAGGGUCUGGGUCAAGUACUGGGUCGCGGCCAACGAGGCCGGCGGCGAGGAGAACCUGGCCCUGUGGGCGGGCAUGUACGUCGGCUGGGGCUUUCUGACGGAGGCCGCCGUCGCCGCCGAGAUUUUCUGGUUCCUCGUCGUCAUCAUUCCUCACUCGGCCAAGGGGCUUCACUUUCGCAUUCUAAAGGCCGCAUUUGCCGCGCCGUUGUCCUUCUUCGUCAAGGCUGAUACGGGCGUCAUCAUCAACCGAUUCAGCCAGGACAUGAACCUCAUCGACGUGCCGCUCCCAAUCGCGUUCCUCCUAACAAGCGACACCCUCACCUUGACCAUCGCAGACAUCAUCCUCACCUGCGUCGCGACGGGCUACCUUGCCCUCGCCGUGCCCUUCCUUGCUGCCGUUCUCUGGGCGAUACAGCACAUCUACCUCCGCACCUCGCGUCAGGUGCGCCUUCUCGACCUCGAGGCCAAGGCGCCCGUCUUCUCACACUUCGUCGCCUCCUUCUCCGGGCUCGUCACCGUCCGCGCCCUCGGUUGGGCCGGCCGUGCCCGCGACGAGAACCUCGCGCGGCUCGACCGCUCCCAGCGUGCCUUUUACGCUAUGGGAAGCCUGCAGAAGUGGCUGCUCCUUGUGCUCAACCUCACCGUCGCCGGGCUCGCCGUUCUGCUCGUCAGCACGGCCGUGGCGCUGCGGGACACCGUCGACCCCGGCCUGCUCGGCGUGGCGCUCGUCAGCGUCAUGGGCUUCGGGCAGCUGCUGACGGGGCUCCUGGGCAACUGGGCGAUGCUUGACACGAGCCUGGGUGCCGUGGCUAGGAUCAGGGAAUUCGAGACGGAGACGCCCUCGGAGGAAAAGGACGACAAGACCCUGGAGGCUUUUGGGGAAUGGCCGCUGAAGGGGCAGAUCGACAUGAUCAAUAUCUCGGCGGCCUACGACGACCACCGGGUCCUCAGCGGCAUCAACCUCUCGAUCAAGUCGGGCGAGAAGGUGGCUGUCUGCGGUCGCACUGGCAGCGGCAAGUCCACCCUACUGGCGCUUCUCCUCCGGCUGCACGAGCCGUCGACGGGAGCGAUCGAGAUCGACGGCGUAGACAUCGCGAGCGUGCCCGUCAAACAGCUCCGCGGGUCCCUCGUGGCGCUCCCUCGAGACCCGCUCUUCCUGCCCGGAACGGUGCGCCGGAACCUCGACCCAUUCGGCGCCCGCGACGACGCCGCCGUCUGGGGCGCGCUGGAGAAGACGGGGCUCAAGAGCCUCUUUGAGGAUAAGGGAGGGUUGGAAGCGGACCUGAACAUGGACCGGCUUAGCGCGGGGCAGAAGCAGUUGUUUUGCAUGGCGAGGGCCAUCGUGAGGGAGAGCCGUGUUCUCUUGCUCGACGAAGCGACCAGCAGUCUCGACCAAGCGACGGAGCAGGUUGUCCAAGACCUCAUCCGGAGCGAAUUUCAAAGCUGGACCGUCGUGGUCAUUGCCCAUCGCCUCAAGACCGUUGUAGACUUUGAUAAGAUUGUGACGCUUCAGGACGGACGAGUUGCCGAGUUUGAUCAUCCCAAGACAUUGCUCGAGAAGGGGGGCCUCUUUGCCUCCAUGUGGAAGCUUCAAGAGGGAUGA
Messenger RNA from Colletotrichum graminicola M1.001, 4569 nucleotides. RefSeq names its product ABC transporter. The coding region runs from base 1 to 4569 and encodes 1522 amino acids. Gene Ontology annotation, biological process: transmembrane transport. NCBI's taxonomy places the organism in Eukaryota, Fungi, Ascomycota, Sordariomycetes, Glomerellales, Glomerellaceae. Gene Ontology annotation, cellular component: membrane. The transcript has 14 exons. Gene Ontology annotation, molecular function: ATP hydrolysis activity; ABC-type transporter activity; ATP binding. The record is from RefSeq and is a predicted model, not a curated record.